Cladophialophora immunda is the source of this 2190-nucleotide messenger RNA. RefSeq lists its product as uncharacterized. Lineage: Eukaryota; Fungi; Ascomycota; Eurotiomycetes; Chaetothyriales; Herpotrichiellaceae. The coding region runs from base 1 to 2190 and encodes 729 amino acids. The transcript has 2 exons. The record is from RefSeq and is a predicted model, not a curated record.
AUGAGGGUAGGUCCGUACGAUCCAUCCACCUCUGCAUCCCGUGCUUUACUGUGUGCUUCUUGCCAAGGAGUCGUUGCUCGCAUAGGAACUCCACCGGGCUCUUGGGAUGGCCCCGAACCCGAGCAGUUCGCCUACCCGGCGCGAGUAGACACUUGGAGAGGAGCUCACCACACCAUCGACUCCGGCUUCAUCAGUUCAGUAGAGAAGGGAUGUUAUAUCUGCAAUGCUCUCUUGGAGAUGUUUCCAAAGCAAGAGCGGAGUCGUGCACAAUCCUCUCGCACGUUCUACGAAAUCUGCCCCAACGGUCAUCGGCGAUGGGCCUUAAGGUUCACCAUCGAGCUGCCUGCAGGCUUUUCACGCUAUGAGACACCGCCACAGGUGAUCGAGUGCGAGGGUGCUUUUAAGAUCCUUCCUGAAAGCGCCUUAUCCAGGACUCCUGUGAAGCUCAAACUUGAGGACGAUACUUCCAGCGAACCCUGCAAAAGUCAGAUACGGACAUGGCUCUCCCGGUGCACCCACGGCCACUCCCUCUGCAAUGAGGACUGGCGAACGACAACUCAAUACUCGAUGCGCCUCCUCAAUGUCAGCGACACCAACAUCCGUCUCGAAGAGUUCGGUCCCGGAACUGGGCCCAAUAAAUACGUUACGUUGAGCCAUUGCUGGAAUAACAGUUCCGAGAGAUCGUUAUCGCAACUCAAAACGUCCAAUUUGACCGACUUGAGACGUGGGUUCGCCGAAUCUAGCUUGCCCGGAAAUUUCCGACAUGCCAUAGCGGUCGCGAGGUCGAUAGGAAUCAAUUACUUGUGGAUCGACGCUCUCUGUAUUAUUCAAGAUUCUGAGGAUGACUGGCGAGAACAAUCAAACAUUAUGGACGACAUUUAUGCUGGAACACACUGUAACAUUGCCGCACUGAACCAGGUUGGGGAAGCUGGAUUCCUGGGCAAAAGACGGCUCGAGAUCAUAGAGCCCUUUUUGAUGCGAGAUCCCGAGCGCGCUUCUCGUUCCACCACCCAUAUCAUCGGCUACGACGACUUCUGGUGUAACAGCCUCCUCAGUAGCUCUCUCCACAAUAGGGCUUGGGUGCUCCAAGAACGACUGCUGAGUCCACGCACAAUACAUUUCGGAGAACAGAUAUUUUGGGACUGUCGAGAACACAAGGCCUGCGAGACCUAUCCUACUGGCAUUCCCGACGAGCUCUCCAACCAUAGAACUAAGGCCUGGAGACAGAGUGAACAAGUCCUCAGUCCCAAAAGCAAAGUCCAUCCGGAACCUUCUCAGAAGUCAUGGUUGGGUGCCCUACAGGCGUAUCUCCUACCACCUAGGCCCGUAGAUCGCUUGAUACGCCAGAAAAAGGCAUACGAAUAUUGGAGCACUGCGGUCGAGCACUAUAUGAGAUGCGAACUCUCCCAUGCUACGGACAAACUAGUGGCGAUCCAGGGGCUCGCCAACAAAGUCCAUGAUAUGACCGGGGAACGAUAUCUGGCAGGCUUGUGGGACAGCCCCGAUCUCGCUCAUAGCCUGCUAUGGUACACCCCAGGGAGGCAACAAGCCAACGGUCGGCCUUCCGCCAAGCAUGGUCCACGGUGUAUGAGGGGCUAUCGAGCGCCAUCCUGGUCCUGGGCGUCACUGGACGCCAAGAUCGUCUGGAAGUGGCCAUCCCAAUGUGGCCAGCUUCUUCUGCGGAUCGAAGAGAUCAUCACGCAGUCUCAUUCAGACGUGGCUUCUGAAGCUUCGCAUCCCUCGGAAAUACGCGUCAGUGGCCGCUUGAUACCCGUGGAGCUUCAAAUUACGAGUGAUUAUGAAGAUGGCAGUCCAGACGAAGAUGGGAGCUAUGCGGUGGAACCGAGACAAGCGAAUUCUACGACAGAGUCCCUCGAGAUGAUAGUGGACGCACUCUCUGCUUCAGACCCGACCAUCCUUCUGGAUGAAGCGUUAGUCCCGAGGUGUACGAUCAAUGUCGAUCUACUACCAGUCGUCACCGAGUGGAGAGGUCGACCUGCGCAUCCCGCUGCCGAGGUUGCCGGCCUCAUUCUGAGGCGGCCCUCCUUUAACAGCAGGGCCGUUUAUGAGAGGAUUGGUGUCUUUUGUUUUGACAAAAUUCCCACCGAUGACAACCUGCUCAGCGGGGGUGGAAAUAGCUUACAGGCGGCAUUUUCUCAAAGGGCCACGGAACGUGUCAUACUGAUCUGA